Molecule: messenger RNA, 1292 nt
Organism: Tachysurus fulvidraco (yellow catfish)
Lineage: Eukaryota; Metazoa; Chordata; Actinopteri; Siluriformes; Bagridae
Gene: timmdc1
Product: translocase of inner mitochondrial membrane domain containing 1
Exons: 8
Coding region: 135-1007 (290 amino acids)
Cellular component (GO): mitochondrion
Source: RefSeq, a predicted model, not a curated record
GGAUUGCAGUGAGGGUCCCCCGGCCGCUGGGUGGCGCUGUGAUUUCUGCGCUUUUAGUAAAUAGACGCGCUGACAUUGAACCGGCUACAGGAGGAAUCUCAAACAGGAGUGAUUGAACAGUUUGCGGAUGCGUGAUGCACCCUGUGGGCCAGCGUUCACACACAUUCACAUGUGGAGAGAAAGACACAGAUACAGCCAGCCCCAGAGCCUUGCAUACAGGACUGCUAAGGGCAGUUUAUAUGUUCACCAUUCCUCGAGUGCAUGCAGCUGACAUUGUUGAUUCUUUACCAAAACAUGUGGGCAAGCCGGAGUUCCCAGACACAGGAUGGGACCGCAUUAAAGACAUAUUCGACCGACGAGAUGGACAGGCGUACUCGGAAGAGGUGAAGAAUGUGGCUAAGAGUGCUCUGACAGCUGCCUUGGUGGGACUGUUGUACGGAGGCCUGCCUGGAGCCCGACAUGCCCGUGAGAGGUUCAUCCAGCUGAGCCAGGCUGAGAUCUACCGCAGCAGAGUGGAGGCAGUGCGUUCGGCUCAUAACGCAGCUAUCCGAGGCUUUGUGAGAUACGGCUGGAGGUGGAGCUGGAGAAUCGCCGCUUUUGUGACACUUUUUAACACUGUCAGUACGGGCAUUUCUGUGUACAGAGACAGUAACGCCUUGAGUCAUUUCGCUGUGGCGGGGGCUGUGACCGGAGGUGUGUUCCGAAUGAAUCUGGGCCUCAGGGGAUUGUUGGCAGGAUCUGCUAUUGGUGCUGCGUUAGGUGUGCCUGCUGGGGCGUUAAUUGUUGGGCUUCAGAAGCUGGGAGGAGAGACCAUGCGUGAAAAACGACGACGGGAACGAAGAGAACUGUAUGAGCUAAGGGUGGCUGAAUGGAGUGCACGUCUGCAGCUUACUGACCAGAUAAUCGGAGAAUUUAGUGGCCAGGACCAAGACACAGAAGGUGACCUUCAGCGGAUCCAUGAGCUCCUUAGUCAACCAAGGAACGAAGAAUCGACUAAGGAGACUUAACAGAUCUGAUUAUCGUGACUGACUGAAGUUAUAGAUAAUAACAUGCUCACAAAUGAGAAGUGCUGGCUCUUCUGAUGGGAGAUGUAUUUGCAGGAUUUAAGCUGAAAGAUAAACUGGUUGCUCCCAAACAAACAUACAUUACACAUCAUGUGCUAAAUAUUUUUGCACUUCAGUUCAUUUUCACCCUCGUGUUUAAUUCCACACUGUUCAGAGUGUUGCUCUGUAAACCAACUGAAUAUUUAUUUACUCAUCAUUGUAAAAUAUACAGUAUAUAUAACUUUUAAA